AUUGUCAGAUACCAAAGCAGACGCCGUUUGAUACCAAUUAAUAUAUACAUAUAUAGAUACACACUCGUAUCCAUCGAAAUGAUGCACUCGAUCACAGUUGUGACCCUGGUGACAGUGAUGCUAGCAUCGGCGGCUCCCACGCCCGUUCAGGUUGUGUACACGGGUGAGGAAGGUUGUGCCUGUCCCACACAGCUUGGCUAUCAUCUGAAUGUGCCCAAUCCGAGCAAGCCGAAGAAGUACGAGGGCGGCGAGUACGGUUAUCGGGUGGAGAAGCCCGUCCACACCAAGGCCAAGAUAAGCUAUAGCUUUGAUUUUACCGUGGAACAGCCGCGCACGCCAGUGCCACCCAAAAACAAGCCAGCCAAGCUGUAUGCCAAGGUGGAUCGCGUUACGGUUAACAAAGCAGAUUGUCGCGCCGAUCACAAGACCAGUUGCAGUUGCAGUAGCUGCUCUGCGGCCAAGCCAAGGUACGUAGCCCAGCAGUCCAGCCCAAAUCCAAAUCCAAAUCCUAACGCGAAUGCCAUUCGUCGUCGUCGUGAUCUGAGUUCACCUGGUUCACUGCUGCGCAAGCGUUUAAUGCGCCAACAGCAGCUGGAGGAGCGACCAGCUCGUUAUGUUAAGUUUUAUCAUAAGGAUCUGGAUGCACAGCAGCAGCAGCAGCAUAAGAUGCGUCUCUUUGGUUUGGUGCCGCUUGAGAGAGCGCAUGAGACGUCCCUGCCAGCCAAAUCCAAGUCCAAAUCCAAGCGCAAGGCUAAAAAAGCACCUGCAAUGAGCUCCAGCUCUAAGCAUGUCAAACGUUGGUCCCGCUUCGGUCGUCACAAGCGCGACAUUAAAGGGGAGUAUGAUCUGCUGGAGACGGAGCGCGCCAAAACAGAUUUAACGGCACCGGAGAUCAUACAAUAUAUGCCAGAGACACUGAAUCCGAACUUCAAGCGUGGACAGUGCCAUAUGGGAUGUGGUGCCAUUACAGCCACUGCACCACCCGAGGUCACAGAAGAUACCAACAGCACAGAGCAACCCGAAACAGAACAACCACAACUGGAACUGGAACGGGAACAGGAGCGGGAACCGGAGCAACCAUCACUGGUCAACUCCAUACCGACAAAGCGUGCUGCACUUAGCUAUUAUCCACAGCAGAUACCAUCGCCACUAUCCGGCGGAUCCUACAAUGAGUACAAGUUUGUCGACGACUCACAGUUACGCAGUCUGUUGUCGACCACCUCGGUGCCCGAUCCUCUAGAGCAAAACUCAACGCCACUGCAAUUUGCCGGCGAUUUGGAGUCAUUUAAUCGGCGCUCGUAUUCAACGCCCGUACUGGGCAUCGGCGGUGGCUAUCCGGUGGAGCAUGUGGCCGACACGCAGCUGGACAGCAUAAUAUCGGGCAUUGUUUAUCAGCAUCCGGAUUAUGUUAAUUCAAAUUCACAGUAUGGCGGUUCCUUGGUGGAUCCAGAGCCGAUGCAAAAGAAACAAACCACAGACUUUCUUAAGAAGCUCAUCGAUGGUCGACUAGGCGGUUGGGGCUUCGAUACAGCCACCGAGCCCGAAUCGGCGGUCCGAGCUGAUUACUCGACGAGGCCGUCCAAGACAUAUGGCUACAAUAGUCACACUCACGACGGCUACAGCGUGGAUACGUACAAUGUGCCGCCGAUUAGCGAUUAUCUGCGUGCCUGGUUCUAGGCCAUAUACUCAUCUCAUGUAUCUGCCCAGGAACUAUAGCCUGUAUAGUCCUGGGUAUACCAUAACAUUGUAAUAUAGUGCGGUUGGCUAGUUUUAAAUAAACAUUAAAAUGCAUAAGAAUACAAAAUA
Drosophila innubila is the source of this 1806-nucleotide messenger RNA. RefSeq lists its product as uncharacterized. The record is from RefSeq and is a predicted model, not a curated record. Lineage: Eukaryota; Metazoa; Arthropoda; Insecta; Diptera; Drosophilidae. Bases 79 to 1677 code for a protein of 532 amino acids. The transcript is spliced from 2 exons.